AUGCAGUCCGACCAAGCACGCCGCUUCUCCAAGGUGUCGGUCUCGCGCGCAGAGACCGGCGCCGACGCGACCAAUGCAGACCGCACGCUAGAGGACAUGGGAUACAAGCCCGAACUGGCGCGCAAUCGCUCCAUCUGGCAGAUCACCUUCAUGUGUUUCAUUCUCUCGUCCGUCCCCUACGGUCUCUCCACCACGCUGUACUACCCCCUCGUCGCCGGUGGCCCCGCCAACAUCAUCUGGGGCUGGGUCGUUAUCUCCUUCCUCAUUGUCUGCGUCGCCAUCUCCCUCGCCGAAAUCACGUCCGUCUACCCCACGUCUGGUGGUGUCUACUACCAAACAUUUGUCCUUGCGCCUCUCUGGUGCCGUCGUGUCGCGUCCUGGAUCUGUGGCUGGUCCUAUGUCGCGGGUAAUAUCACCAUUACCCUCGCCGUCAACUUCGGGACCGCGCUGCUUUUUGUCGGCUGCCUCGAUGUCUUCGAGAAGUCCCCUGGCGUCGGCCUCACCGAUGAUUGGCAGGCCUACCAGAUCUUCCUGAUUUUCCUGGCCAUUACCCUGUUGACCCAUGCCAUCUCGGCCUUUGCCAACAAAUGGCUGCCCUGGGUGGAGACUUUCGCCAUCUUCUGGACUAUCGCGGGCCUGAUCGCCAUUGUGGUCUGCCUGCUGGCGAUCGCCAAGGAGGGUCGCAACAAAGCCUCCUGGGUCUUUGGACACUUUGAACCUCAAGCGGGCUGGCCUGCGGGCUGGUCCUUCUUCAUCGGUUUGCUGCAGGCGGCCUACGCCACCUCGGCAACUGGCAUGGUUAUCUCUCUCUGCGAGGAAGUCCACGAGCCCGCCAUUAUGGUUCCCAAGGCCAUGGUCGGCACCGUCGUCAUCAACUUCGUUGCCGGUCUCAUCUUCUUGAUCCCGCUUUGCUUCGUCAUGCCCGAGCUGAGUCUGCUCAUCAAUGCCUCCCAGCCUACCCCGGUCAUCUUCAAGCAUGCGAUCGGGAACUCCGCCGGCGCGUUCUGCCUGACGAUCCCCCUUCUGGUGCUGGGGCUCAUCUGUGGUGUGGGCUGCGUAACCGCCACCUCGCGCGCCACCUGGGCCUUCGCCCCGUACCGGCAUCCUCUCAACGCGCUGGCGCUGGGUAUGGCCAUUGAGAUUGUCCUGGGCGCCAUAUACUUCGGUUCUACCGCGGCCUACAACGCGUUCUCGGGUGUGGGUGUGAUCUUCUUGACCAUGAGUUACGCCUGCCCCAUCGCCGUCUCCCUGAUCUUCCGUCGCCGCGAGGAUAUCAAGAAUGGCACCUUCAACUUUGGCAUCGUUGGUGCUAUCGCUAAUGUACUUGCGCUUGGAUGGAGUCUUCUUGCCAUUCCCCUCUUCUGCAUGCCUACUCUCACGGCGGUGACCAAGGAAAAUAUGAAUUACGCGUCGGUUGUGUUUUUCGGUUUCGUGCUCAUCGCAGCCGGCUGGUACGUUGCCUGGGGCUAUCAGAACUACCGCGGCCCGCCCACCGACGCGGUCGAUCACGACAACGAGUCCUUGCCCCCAACCUACCCCGAGGGCACCGACGUCUCCAGCAAGUCCAGCGACCUGCUGAACAAAGCCAAGAGCCCAUGA
Molecule: messenger RNA, 1599 nt
Organism: Penicillium canariense
Lineage: Eukaryota; Fungi; Ascomycota; Eurotiomycetes; Eurotiales; Aspergillaceae
Exons: 5
Coding region: 1-1599 (532 amino acids)
Biological process (GO): transmembrane transport; amino acid transport
Cellular component (GO): membrane
Molecular function (GO): transmembrane transporter activity
Source: RefSeq, a predicted model, not a curated record